UAAGAAAUGGUAUCAGAUGAUAUUUGGGGCAAACAAGAAGAGAUCUUGUAUCCGACUUCUGACGAAGAAUAUCGGAGACCUAAAAGAAUCACUUCAGAUAUCAGAGGUAGGGCAAAUGUAAGAAUUUCUGCUGUUAUCUUCAUUACGCUCUUGGCGUUACAAAUAAUUUACUACCUUUACUUUAACUCAGGUGAUCUUACUAUAGUACCAUGUGGUACAAUACCGUUCAUCUACAGAUCUCCGAACGAUGGAAAGUACUAUCAGGGUGAAAUAGGGUUCGAUGUAACAUCUCCUUGCUCUUGCCGAGCCUCUUUUGUAGAAGAAACUCGGAAGUUUUGUAUUGAAUGUGCUUUAACUAAAAUGGGAGAGUUUAGAUCAGCAGGGGGUGUUUUCUACAUAAGGCAUAACGGUUGUCGGACUUCAAAAGUGGCUUUAGGAGUGAAGCAUUUUUCACCGUCUCCCCACGACUAUGUUACAGGAGAGUGUGGCAUACCUCUUUAUACUAAUAAUUAUGCUAUUUCUAUGUGAACAGGUUAUAAUAUAUAUACUUUAAGCCGG
Messenger RNA from Wallemia mellicola CBS 633.66, 558 nucleotides. RefSeq lists its product as hypothetical. The transcript has a single exon. NCBI's taxonomy places the organism in Eukaryota, Fungi, Basidiomycota, Wallemiomycetes, Wallemiales, Wallemiaceae. The record is from RefSeq and is a predicted model, not a curated record. The coding region runs from base 7 to 528 and encodes 173 amino acids.